AUGAUGCACAUGUACUGUUUAGAAGCACUUGACAAGGCAAUGAAAUCGAUACUUGAUCCAGAUAUGACAUUCGGAGAGUGGAUAUUGAGAAUCGGCAAUGGCGAUGUUGGCGAGGUCAAGGAUGGUGAUGCUACAAUUGAAAUUCCCGAUGACAUGCUGAUUCGUGAUUCUGCAGAUUCCUAUUUGAAUCUUAUCGAGUUUGUUUAUCCCGAUCUGAGAGGAGAAGGAAUGUACUUGCCCGUACCUGUUGUCAGUCACGGACAACUCUAUGUUGCACUCUCGAGAGUUAAGAGUCAGAGUGGCAUAAAGAUUUUGAUCAACUCGAAAUCUAGCGAUACGACCAACGUUACAAAUAAUGUUGUAUACAAAGAAGUUAUUCAGCGUAUAUGA
Messenger RNA from Erythranthe guttata (spotted monkey flower), 390 nucleotides. Lineage: Eukaryota; Viridiplantae; Streptophyta; Magnoliopsida; Lamiales; Phrymaceae. The record is from RefSeq and is a predicted model, not a curated record.